AUGGUUUUGUUCCAUCACCACGGUCUUCAUCUCCAUCCCAGAAUCUCGAUCGCCACAUCGCCCGAUUGCAAUCGCCUCGAGAAAAGCCUUCACGAUGUGCUUUUGAGCAUGAGAUUUGGACUAACACGAGAUCUCCGUCUGAAACGACCAUCAUUCGCAUACUAUUCCGUAUCUCGAGAACAACAGCCCAUCAUCAUGGCGACCAAGAGCGACAAGACUUCGACGGAGGUGAAAGAUAAGGUAGUGGAGGAGAAGAAGGAAAAGGAUAAGGAUAAGAAGGAGGAGGUAUCGCUCCCACCACCGCCGGAGAAACCAGAGGCUGGCGAUUGUUGCGGUAGCGGUUGCGUCCGAUGCGUUUGGGAUGUGUAUUACGAUGAGCUCGAAGAAUACAACAAGCUUACUGCUUCCAUCACUGGAGAUACUAAAUCCAAUUGAUUGAAUUGGGAUUGCUUUGUUCUGAUUGUUACCCUAUUGUUGCUAGAAAAAGUUAAACAAUUGCUUUGUUCUAUAAUAAAGACUGGUCAAGAACUGAUCGACCAAUGUUAAACGAUUUCAAUCUUUUUUUCACUGUGCUUGUAGUUGCUUGUAUAUAAACAAAUCAUUGAUUC
This is a messenger RNA of Brassica napus (rape), 608 nucleotides long. RefSeq lists its product as uncharacterized. Bases 1 to 435 code for a protein of 144 amino acids. Lineage: Eukaryota; Viridiplantae; Streptophyta; Magnoliopsida; Brassicales; Brassicaceae. The record is from RefSeq and is a predicted model, not a curated record. The transcript has a single exon.